AACGGAGACAAAGAGAAAGUUUUCAAAGCUCGAGAAGAUGGAGUUCUAACUACUGUUCUUAAAGAUGAAAUGUGUUAGGAUUUUAUCAACCUAAUAGAAACAUAGUUAACUACCUCCGCACUAGUCUUCACCAGUGACACUCUUACUGCGAUGCUGAACGAAACCAUGUUUAACAGCAGCGUUGGACGAAGCUGGGAUAUCUCUACCUUCUGUGAUAACCCCUUUUGGGAUUCUGCCCUAUUCUGGAACAACUCAUGGCCUCAAACGACGCGAUGCUUCCAGAACACAAUCCUAUUGCCCCUUCCAUGCUACUAUGCUAUUUUCUCACUGUUUGUGUAUAUCUGUUGUUUAUGGAGGAGAAAGCCAAGUAGUGUGCAUUGGGAUCUGAUGUUUGUUCUAAAACUGUUUGUUUGUAGCUUGCUUAUAGCUACAGAGAUUGUUCCGUGUUUUCUAGAGUCUCAGAGUCUUCGACUUGGCUCUGACUUAUACCUCAGUAUAAUCAAAUGCACAACAUAUGUGUUAGUUCUGCUCACAGUCAUCCUAGAACAAAAAUGUUCUGUGUUGCAGUCACCUUUGUUAUUUCUGUUCUUCUUACUUCUCUUAUUGACACACGUUGUUCCAUUUUACUCCAGGAUCAUCUUACAGGAAUACGAGACGAGCAUUGUGUCUUUUGUCUUGUUUUACUUUAACUUUGGUGCUAUUUUGUGUGCAUCGGUUCUUUAUGGCUUUAAUCAUAAGCAUCCAAACUUUAAGCCCUCAUCAGAAGAAGCCGAUGCUCCAUUGCUUUCUAAGUUCACAUUAGACUGGGUGACUAGUUUAGUAAUCAAAGGCUACAAGAAACCACUGACCGACAAAGAAGUAUUUUCACUUAAAAACUCUGAAAAAUCUGGAACAGUUGUACAUUUAUUUCUCAAGAAUGUUUCGAAAUAUAGCAGACGACCAAUUGUGAGUACUAGAUCUAGAUCUAGUAGAAAGUAUCAGGGAAGAGAAAAUGGGAUCAAGAACACAGUAGUUAAUAAAACAGAUGGAACAUUCAAUUCCUCCACUUUGGAAUGCAAACUAUCGACAACAGAAGCUAGCGAGGCUAACAUUUCCUCUGAUCUCCAAAAUGAAAAGGUUUGCUUCCUUCCUUCAGCUGAAUCUCUGGAGACCAAAGGAUCUGGAUUUGUGUUGUGGAAGGUAAUCCUGCGUACAUUUUGGAGGCAAGUCCUAAAAUGCUGUUUGCUGAGUCAUCUGGCUAAAGUUUUUACUCUUCUUUGUCCAGUGUUUCUUAAGUUGUUUAUAGAUUUUUCAAUGGCUGAAGAUGAACCAGUCUGGCAUGGCUAUUUGUUGGCAACAGCUCUGUUUUUGUCAUCAGUUCUGUCACAAAUCAUCUAUGAGAGCUACAUCUUCCAAUGCAACCUAACAACAAUACGAGUUAGAGCAGCUCUUGUAUCUGCUAUUUAUAGGAAGACUUUGUCACUGUGCACAGAAGCAAGACAAGCUAUGUCUUCAGGGGAGGUGAUUCAACUGAUCUCAAAAGAUGUUGACACUGUAUAUACAAUGCUGGAUGAAGGUUUCCUUUUGAUUGAGGCCCCUAUAGAACUUUUGGUUGGAUUUAUCAUGAUCUACUACACUGUUGGCAUUGCUGUAUUUGCUGCUCUUGCUACAUUGGUUUUUCUCUUCACUCUAAAACUGAUUGGUUCCCGCUUACAACUUCAGUGCGAGGAAGAAUUAAGGGGGGCAGCAGAUAGGAGAAUGAAAAUAACAUCCCAAGUUUUUGCUGGCAUCAAGGUUUUAAAACUUUAUGCCUGGGAAGAAGCAUUUAAGUCCCGCAUGAACGAUAUAAGGAGAGAUGAACUAAAAGCUGUGUUCAAAUUCAACUUCUUAAGAUUCGCAACAACUUUUGCAUGGACUGGAGCUUUCUUUUGGCUGACUUUCUUCACUUUCCUGACCUACGUCCUUGUUGACCAAGAGAAUCAUCUAAAUGCAUCAGUGGUGUUUGUCACUAUUUCAUACCUUGGUAUAGUUCGUAGAGCAAGUAAUUGUUUCUCCUACAGUUUGGACUAUGUCAUUUCUGGAUUUGUGUCUUCAAGACGUCUGAUCAAAUAUUUGGAUUUUAAAGAUAUUGAAAAGUCAACAGCAGAUCAAGCUUCCUCUCACAUGGCAAAUGAUGACGCCGUUGAAAUAACUGAUGGAAAUUUUGGAUGGACAUCAAAUUCUGAACCUACCCUUAAAAACAUUUGUUUACAAGUCCCAAAGGGUAGUCUUGUAGCUGUUGUGGGUAUGGUAGGAAGUGGCAAGUCUUCACUUCUGUCUGCUAUUUUGGGAGAGAUGGUUGUACAUAGUGGACAUGUUAACAAUCAGGGUACCAUUGGAUAUAUACCGCAGGAGGCGUGGAUACAACAUAACACACUGAGAGAAAAUAUUCUGUUUGGGUCUGAGAUGAGAGAUGAUGAGUACACUGAAGUCAUUAAGGCAUGUGCCUUGGGACCUGACCUAGAGGUUCUUCCCUCUGGUGAUGACACAGAAAUUGGAGAAAAUGGCAUAAAUUUGAGUGGAGGUCAGAAGCAGAGGGUCAGCCUGGCCAGAGCUGUGUACCACAAGAGUGAUAUCUACCUUCUAGAUGACCCACUCAGUGCUGUAGACAGUCAUGUAGGCAGACACAUAUUUGACCAUGUGAUUGGUAAAAAUGGACUUCUAAAAAAUAAGACAAGAGUUCUAGUAACUCAUGGAUUGCAAUGGUUGCCAGAAGUUGACAGAGUGUUUGUCAUGACAGAUGGGCAGUGUACAGAACAGGGAUCAUUUGAGGAACUCAUGUCACAUAAUGGCCCCUUUUCUCAGUUCUUGUCCCAGUAUCUCUCUCAACAGCAAGCACAAACAGAGGGGAUUAAAAUCAGGGAUGGAAAUGUAAACUUGAAAGAUGAAGAAGAAUCAAUCUCUAUUAAUGAACUUGAAAAUGAAGAAACUAGAAAAGACAUCUUUAAACGGCUGGUCUCUAUUGAGUCAUGUAAAAGUGAUGUCAUUACUGACAAUGACUAUGAGCUUAAAAAGCAUUUUGAAGAAAACAAGCAAGCCAAGUUUGUCAAACAAGAGAGUAUGAAAGUUGUUGAAGCUGAAGAAUUUGAUGCAUCAUCUAAACUAAUCCAGGAGGAAGAGAUUGCAAGUGGCAGGGUGAGCUGGUCAGUGUACACAUCAUUCUGGAAGUCCAUGGGCUAUUUUUCUAUUUCUGUAAUGAGUCUGCUGUUCCUCUCCUGUUUUGUUUUUGAACUGGUGGCUGGAUUUUGGUUAUCCUACUGGGUGGACAGCCCACUACUCAACAAUCAUUCUCUACCUGCUCAUAGCCCAGAGAGGCAUGCUGAGAAUAUCUAUUAUGUGUCUAUUUAUAGCAUAUGGGGCAUACUAGAGACUGUAGUGGUGAUUAUAUUUACCAUAAUAAAAGCAUUUCGACAAAGACGAGUAGCAAAAAACAUUUAUGAGCGGUUGAUCAGCAGCAUUUUGACCAGUCCAAUUCAAUUUUUUGAUACCACACCAAUUGGGAGAGUCUUGUCAAGAGUCUCUAAGGAUAUGGGUGUAGUUGACCUGACUCUGGUAUUGUGGAUGGAAAUCUGGCUUCAUUCAAUCUUUGCCAUUUUGUGUAUGAUUGUUGCUAUCAUUAUCAAUAUGCCAGUCUACCUUGCUGUAAUAAUUCCUGUUGUGCUCCUAUUUUAUUUUAUUGAGAAACUUUAUUUGCCAACAUCUUGCCAGUUACGAAGGUUGGAGAGAAAGGGGUUGUCACCCAUCCUAAGUCACACAAGUGAAUCCUUUGCUGGUAGGAGUGUUAUAUGUGCUUUCAGAGAAGAGGAAAGAUUCAUCAAGGAAGCUGAGGAGAAGGUGGACUUUUUCCAGCAGAAAACUUAUUCAAGUAUGGCUUGUGAAAGAUGGCUAUCAAUGCGUUUGGGUGUUAUAAGUGAUGUCUUAGUUUUGGUUGCUGGGAUACUCUGUGUGGCUUAUCGUGAUCAACUUUCUCCUGGGCUCAUUGGUCUUUCAAUGAGCAUGGCAUUAACAGUAACAGGAAAUAUGCAGCUGCAAGUAAGAGUAGCAAGUCUACUUGAGAUGGAUAUUGUUUCUGUUGAGAGAAUUCUUCAAUACAUUAAUUUACCAUCUGAAGCACCUCGCCAUUUGCCAUGCCCUGGUUACACCCAGCAUUGGCCUCAGACAGGAGAUAUAAUCUUUAAAGAUGUUUGCGUACAAUACAGAAAGGGUUUGGAUUUGGUUCUGAAGAAAAUAAGUUUUCAUGUUCAAGAUGGCGAAAAGGUAGGAAUUGUAGGGAGAACAGGUGCUGGAAAAUCAUCCCUUCUCUUAACUCUUUUUCGAUUGGUAGAGCCCUGUGAUGGACAAAUCUUUAUUGAUGGUUUGGAUAUUAGUAAACUUGGUCUCUAUGAUCUCAGACAGAAGUUAACUAUUUUACCUCAGGACCCAGUGUUAUUUACUGGUACUCUGAGGACAAACUUGGACCCUUUUGAUGAAUUUCAAGAAAAAGAAAUAUGGACAUCACUAGAACAUUGUCAUCUCAAAUCUUUUGUGAAGAACUUACCAGAAGGGCUGGACUAUGAAGUUGGGGAAGGAGGUACAAAUUUGAGUAUUGGCCAAAGACAGCUUGUAUGUUUGGGGAGGGCGUUGCUAAGGAAAACAAAAAUCUUGGUGCUGGAUGAAGCCACAGCAGCUGUGGAUGUAGAGACAGAUGAACUGAUUCAAAAGACAAUCAGGUCUGAGUUCCAGGGCUGUACUGUGUUAACCAUUGCACAUAGGCUCAACACUGUCAUGGAUUACGACAGAAUUUUGGUUCUAGACAAGGGGAGAGUAGCAGAGUUUGAUUCCCCAGCUGUUUUACUGAAUGAUGUCAACUCUUUGUUUUACAAGAUGUCAGCAGAGUCACAAGCAUUGAGAUUAAACAAUUCUUAGACACAAGCUUCUUCUCUCAUAACCUUAUUAAUGCUUACAUGUCUCUAAAAGGCUAAUAAAGAUAUUAAGUAAAGUAUUUUAACUAGUAUAAAGUAACUCACUUUUAUUUUAACCUCCAAUAAAUUUACACAAGGCCUAUGACUUAAGCUGUAGGCCUAUAUUAUGAUAGUUAUUUCUAAUACAUGAUAAUGUUUGUUAAAUAAAAAGACAUAAAAUUAACUUUAUUCUAAAUGAAAACGCAACACAAUUUAUACUUUCUUUCACCAUUUUAUUUUGUCUUUUUAUCUCGUCAUUCAAGUUUUUUUAAAUAUAGGCCUAUUACUCUAAACAUUUUAAUAGGAAGCAUAAAAAACCAAAGAAUGUAGGCAUUUAUUAAAUAAUUUAUUCAAGUAUUUAUUAUUUAUAUUUGUUUAAACUUUUAGACAAGUCAUUGACAAGUCAUUUAAACUGCCAUUUUGCAAAAAAAUCUUUACACAUUAUUUAUAAACUUCUGUAUUACAUUUUUAAUGUUAUUAAUGCAGAUUGAAUGUGUGCUAUACAGUAAUACAGAACAUGUAUUAUUUUUAUUGUUAAUUGUACUUUUGGUUAGUUUUAUUAUGGUCAAAGAUUAACCAACAAAGUUGUAUUAUCAUACUGCAAAUCAUCAGUCCUAUUUUAGAAAAUGUUAAAAUUUACUUUUACAGUGUUUAUUCUUAUAGUUUUGAAUAAUUUAUACAUUUACAAAAAAAAGCAAAGAAAUUAUUUAUGAUGCCAAGAAUGUUAUUCUUGUACAUUUUAGCUAUUGUAAUUUGUGCACUAAAAAUUAUAGCACAAAAAUGUCUAACUACAAUGUAGUAAUUUAUUUGUUCUUAAUAUACCUACAAUAUUAACCAUACUGUUAAAAUAUUGUGAUGUUUGAGUUAAGGUUUUAAUAGCUGGAUCUCCAUUUUAAUUCUGGUCUACAAAAUCUUUCAGUGACAGAAAUGUUCAAUAAAAAAUGUUUAUGAAAGCAACUAAA
This is a messenger RNA of Physella acuta, 5920 nucleotides long. RefSeq names its product multidrug resistance-associated protein 1. Gene Ontology annotation, biological process: transmembrane transport. NCBI's taxonomy places the organism in Eukaryota, Metazoa, Mollusca, Gastropoda, Physidae. Gene Ontology annotation, cellular component: membrane. The record is from RefSeq and is a predicted model, not a curated record. Gene Ontology annotation, molecular function: ATP hydrolysis activity; ABC-type transporter activity; ATP binding.